This is a messenger RNA of Odobenus rosmarus divergens (Pacific walrus), 6342 nucleotides long. RefSeq names its product WNK lysine deficient protein kinase 2 (gene WNK2). Bases 1 to 6168 code for a protein of 2055 amino acids. Gene Ontology annotation, cellular component: cytosol; cytoplasm. Gene Ontology annotation, molecular function: ATP binding; protein serine/threonine kinase activity; chloride channel inhibitor activity. The record is from RefSeq and is a predicted model, not a curated record. Lineage: Eukaryota; Metazoa; Chordata; Mammalia; Carnivora; Odobenidae. Gene Ontology annotation, biological process: negative regulation of sodium ion transport; protein phosphorylation; monoatomic ion homeostasis. The transcript has 26 exons.
AUGGACGGCGAUGGCGGCCGCCGGGACGGGCCCCGCGCGCUGACGGAGGCCGGGCGCGGCGCGGGGCCCGCGGGCAUGGCGGAGCCCGCGGCGGUGCCGCGGGCGCGGGCGGCGCGGCCCGGGCCCCAGCGCUUCCUGCGGCGCAGCGUGGUAGAGUCGGACCAGGAGGAGCCGCCGGGCCUGGAGGCGGCCGAGGCGCCGAGCGCGCAGCCCCCGCAGCCGCUGCAGCGCCGGGUGCUGCUGCUCUGCAAGACACGCCGCCUCAUCGCCGAGCGCGCCCGCGGCCGCCCCGCCGCCCCUGCAGCUCCCGCGGCCGCCGCGCCGCCCGGCGCCCCCGCAGACCCCGGCCCUCAGCCCGCGGGCGCGCAGGAGCCCGGCCCCGACCCCGAGCCCGCGCCCCCCGGAGGCCCCCGCGAGGAGGAGGCGGCGGCGGCGGCGGCCGCGGGGCGAGAGGACGCCGCGGCGUCCGAGGCGAGGCCGGAGCCUGGGCGCACACGCCGGGACGAGCCCGAGGACGAGGACGACGACGAGGACGACCUCAAGGCCGUGGCCACCUCCCUGGACGGCCGCUUCCUCAAGUUCGACAUCGAACUGGGCCGCGGCUCGUUCAAGACGGUCUACAAGGGGCUGGACACGGAAACCUGGGUGGAGGUGGCCUGGUGCGAGCUGCAGGACCGGAAGCUCACCAAGCUGGAGAGGCAGCGGUUCAAGGAGGAGGCCGAGAUGCUCAAGGGCCUGCAGCACCCCAACAUCGUGCGGUUCUAUGACUUCUGGGAGUCCAGCGCCAGGGGCAAGAGGUGCAUCGUGCUGGUGACGGAGCUGAUGACCUCGGGGACACUGAAGACGUACCUGAAGCGGUUCAAAGUGAUGAAGCCCAAGGUGCUCCGCAGCUGGUGCCGGCAGAUCCUGAAGGGGUUGCUCUUCCUGCACACCAGGACGCCCCCCAUCAUCCACCGGGACCUCAAGUGCGACAACAUCUUCAUCACAGGGCCCACCGGCUCCGUGAAGAUCGGCGACUUGGGCCUGGCCACUCUCAAGAGAGCGUCCUUUGCCAAGAGUGUGAUCGGUACCCCUGAGUUCAUGGCGCCUGAGAUGUACGAGGAGCAUUAUGACGAGUCCGUGGACGUCUAUGCCUUUGGGAUGUGCAUGCUGGAGAUGGCUACCUCCGAGUACCCCUACUCCGAGUGCCAGAACGCUGCCCAGAUCUACCGGAAGGUCACCUGUGGCAUCAAGCCUGCCAGCUUUGAGAAAGUGCACGAUCCCGAAAUCAAGGAGAUUAUUGGGGAGUGCAUCUGCAAAAACAAGGAGGAAAGGUACGAGAUCAAGGACCUGCUCAGCCACGCCUUCUUCGCAGAGGACACGGGCGUGAGGGUGGAACUGGCCGAGGAAGACCACGGCAGGAAGUCUACCAUCGCCCUGCGGCUCUGGGUUGAGGACCCCAAGAAACUGAAGGGCAAGCCCAAGGACAAUGGGGCCAUAGAGUUCACCUUUGACCUGGAGAAGGAGACGCCUGACGGUGUGGCACAGGAGAUGAUUGAGUCGGGAUUCUUCCACGAGAGUGACGUGAAGAUUGUGGCCAAGUCCAUCCGCGACCGUGUAGCAUUGAUCCAGUGGCGGCGGGAGAGGAUCUGGCCAGCUCUGCAGCCCCCGGAACAACGGGACCCAGGCAGCCCCGACAAGGCCAGGGGCCCACCUGCACCCCUGCAGGUCCAGGUGACCUAUCAUGCGCAGGCCGGGCCGCCGGAGCCCGAGGAACCUGAGGCGGACCAGCACCUCCUCCCCACCGCACUGCCGGCCAGCGCCACCUCCCUGGCCUCGGACAGCACCUUCGACAGUGGCCAGGGCUCCACGGUGUACUCGGACUCACAAAGCAGCCAGCAGAGUGUGGUGCUGGGCUCGCUGGCGGAUGCGGCACCGCCCCCCACCCAGUGUGUGUGCAGCCCCCCGGUGAGCGUGAGUGUCAGCGACGGCCCAGUCCUGCCCUACAGCCUGCCCUCUCUGGGGACCUACCAGCAGCCUGCCGCGCCUGGCCUGCCGGUGGGCUCCAUCCCGCCCCCAGCCCACCCUCCGCUCCCACAGCAGCAUUUCCCAGAGCCGGCCAUAAGCUUUGCCCCCGUGCCGACGGGCCCAGGCCAGCCUGCGCCCCCCGGCCAUCAGCCUCCUCCGCUGGCCCAGCCAGCGCCCCUGCCACCUGUCCUGGCCGCACCGUCCGUGGGCCCUCUCCAGCCGGUGCCCCCCCACCUGCCUCCCUACCUAGCUCCGACGUCCCAGGUGGUGGCCCCUGCUCAGUUGAAGCCCCUCCAGAUGCCACCAGCACAUCUGCAGCCACUCUCUCAAGUGCCUGCUCAGGUGCCUCCGCUUCCUGUGGGGCCCUCCAUCGCACCCCUGGCCCCCAUCGACGGCCUCCCCACAGCUCUCCCCGACCUGCCGGCUGCCAGCGGGCCCGCUGUGCCUACCCCCUCUCAGUAUUUCUCUCCCACCGUCAUCUUGCCGAGCCUCCCGGUCAGCGCCGCUGCCGCCCCCCUGCCCGCGUCACCGGCCCUGCCUCUGCAGGCGGUCAAGCUGCCCCACCCCGCUGGGGCGCCGUUGGCUGUGCCCUGCCGGACCAUUGUGCCAAACGUGGCUGCCGCUGCCACUGCCAUCCCUCUGCUGGCCGUGGCCCCGCAGGGUGUGGCCGCCCUGUCCAUUCACCCUGCUGCCAUGGCCCAGCUCCCGGCCCAGCCUGUGUACCCGGCAACCUUCCCGCAGAUGGUGCCCAGUGACAUCCCACCCUCUCCCCUCCACGUGGCGCAGAACGUGCGGGCUGCCCCUGCACAGCCGGCGCCCCCCACCCUGCCGCAGCCCCACCAGCCAAGCAUUGCGCGCCUUCCCGAGCAGGCUGCUCCAGCAGGCGGGGCGGGAAGCCAGAUCCUACUUGGCCACCCGCCUCCAUAUGCUGCAGAUGUCACCGCCCAGGUCCCCGUGGCGCCUGCGCCAGCCACCAUCCUCUCCCCACCUCUGCCGGAAGCAUUGCCGCCCACUGUCCCCGAGCUGCCUCAGCUCCCCAGCUCCUUGGCCCCUGCAGUGGUAGCUGCUUCUCAGAGCCUGCCCAUCCAGACCGCCCCACUCCUGCCGCCUGCUACCCGCCCACUGCCGCCCACUGGGCCCGGGAUUACCAGCCCCUGCCCGGCCGUGCGGCUGACGGUGGAGCCGGCCCCAGAGGAGCAGGCCUCCCAGGACAAGCAGCCCGGCCCCCCACAGAGCUGCGAGAGCUACGGAGGGUCCGAUGUUCCCUCCGGCAGAGAGACGAGCGACAGCUGUGAGGGUGCGUUCGGCGGGGGGCGGCUGGAAGGCAGGGCCACCCGGAAACAUCACCGCCGGUCGACACGUGCACGCUCCCGCCAGGAGAGAGCCAGCCGCCCCCGGCUGACCAUCCUGAACGUGUGCAACACGGGCGACAAGAUGGUGGAGUGCCAGCUAGAGACACACAACCACAAAAUGGUGACGUUCAAGUUCGACCUGGAUGGGGACGCGCCCGAUGAGAUUGCCACCUACAUGGUGGAGCACGAUUUCAUCCUGCAGGCUGAGCGGGAGACGUUCAUCGAACAGAUGAAAGACGUCAUGGACAAGGCAGAGGACAUGCUCAGUGAGGACACAGACAUCGACCGUGGCUCUGACCCUGGGACAAGCCCACCGCACCUCAGCACCUGCAGCCUGGGCACCAGGGAGGAGAGUCACCAGUCCCAGGCAAAUGCCCCUGUAUAUCAGCAGAACGUCCUGCACACAGGGAAGCGGUGGUUCAUCAUCUGUCCAGUGGCUGAGCACCCAGCGGUGGAGGCCCCUGAAUCUUCGCCCCCACUUCUUCCAAGCUCUGUGCAGCCAGAAGCCAGCCAAGAUACCGCGCCCUGUAAAGACCAGCUGUCCUUAAGGGAAAAGUCCAGCUUCCCAGCCAGUCCGCAGCCUCUGAGCCAAGCAGGCCCCAGGGACAUCCCUGGUGGUGCCCCAGCCCCUUUGGUGCCAUCCUCCCCUCCUGUGACUGCUCUGCCCCAGGACACGGCUGCACCAGCUGCCAGCCCCAAGUCAGAGCCAGCAGUGGGGACUGCUGUGCAGGCAGGGGGUCCAGGGACCUCUCAGGGGACGGCCAGUGAGCGCGAGACCCCCCAGCCACUGGCAGAGACUCGAGACACCCAGCUUGCUGCACAGCCUCUGGGUGCGGGCGGAGGGCCUUGUGCCCCACCUCUGGAGGCCCCCCGUUACCCCACAGGUUUGGGAGAGCCCGCCUCAGCCAGGGAGGCCACUGCCCAGGGCGAGCCCUUGCGGGCUCCGGCCCCUGCACCCAGUGCCCCCAGUGGGAGCCCUCAGCCUGCCCUGGGCCAGCCCCUACCCCCGCUCCCCCCUGCAGUGGGGGCCAUCAGCUUAGCCACCCCCCAGCUCCCCAGCCCCCCCCUGGGGCCCACCGUGCCCCCCCAGCCACCCUCUGCCUUGGAGUCAGAUGGGGAGGGGCCGCCCCCCAGGGUGGGCUUUGUGGACAGCACCAUCAAGAGCCUGGACGAGAAGCUCCGAACUCUGCUUUACCAGGAGCACAUGCCCACCUCCUCAGCCUCGGCUGGGACCCCUGUGGAGGUGGGGGACCGAGACUUGACCCUGGAGCCCCAGCCUGUGGAUGUCCCUGCUUCUGCCUUCCCUGCACAUCCGGAGCCCGCAGACCGCAGCAGUGGGGUCCCUGGGGAAUCCUCAGCCCAGCCCACACUGAGCAGCCUGGGGACAUUGAUGGAAGACAGCCAGACCGGCCACCCCCAGAUGCAGGACAUUCUCGCCUCAGAGUCCCCCCAGAAGCAUCUAGGACAGCAGGACAGCAGCUCACCAGCCAAAACCGUGGGCCGGUUCUCGGUGGUCAGCACGCAGGACGAGUGGACCCUGGGCACCCCCCACAGCCUGCGGUACUCGGCACCCCCGGACGUGUACCUGAAGGAGGCCCCCCACAGCCCCGACGUGAAGCUGGCUGUGCGGCGGGCGCAGACAGCCUCGUCCAUCGAGGUCGGCGUGGGUGAGCCGGUGUCCAGCGACUCUGGGGAUGAGUGUCCGCGCAGGAGGCCCCCCGUGCAGAAGCACGCCUCCCUGCCCAGCGGCGGCGGCGUGGCCAGCGACUUGGUGAAGAAGGCCACCGCCUUCCUGCACAGGUCCUCGCGGGCUGGCUCCCCAGGGCCGGAGACGCCCAGCAGGGUGGGCGUGAAGGUGCCCACCAUCAGCGUGACCUCCUUCCACUCUCAGUCAUCCUACAUCAGCAGCGACAACGACUCGGAGAUUGAGGAUGCGGACAUCAGGAAGGAGCUGCAGAGUCUUCGGGAGAAGCACCUGAAGGAGAUCUCGGAGCUGCAAAGCCAGCAAAAGCAGGAGAUCGAGGCUCUGUACCGGCGCCUGGGCAAGCCGCUGCCCCCCAACCUGGGCCUCUUCCACACGGCCCCUCCCGCCGGCCGCAGGAGAAAGAGCAAGAGCAAGCUCAAGGCAGGGAAGCUGCUCAACCCGCUGGUGCAGCAGCUCAAGGUCGUGGCCUCCAGCACAGGUCACUUAUCAGACUGCAGCAGAGCCCCUCCUGCUAAGGACCCUGCCCAAGCCGGGGCAGGGCCCGCGGCAGCUUCAGACCCGUGUGGGAAGGCAGUUCAGACCCAGCAGCCUUGCUCCAUGCGGGCCUCCCUGUCUGCAGACAUCUGCUCCGGCUUAGCCACUGACGGAGGCGGAGCGCACGGCCCAGGGUCUGCCCUGAAGCGUCUCUGUCUAGGCAAAGAGCACAGCAGUCGGUCCUCCACCAGCAGCCUGGUCCCGGGCCCCGAGCCGGGCCCCCAGCCCACCCUGCACGUCCAGGCCCAGGCAAACAACAGCAACAACAAGACAGGCACCUUCACGGAUGACCUGCACAAGCUGGUGGACGAGUGGACGAGCAAGACGGUGGGGGCCGCCCAGCUGAAGCCCUCGCUCAACCAGCUGAAGCAGACGCAGAGGCUGCACGGCAUGGAGGUCACGGCGGGCUGGCCCCCAGCCGCGAGCGAGCCGCAGGCCAUGAACGCCUCUCGAGCAGCAGUGGGGACACCAUGUCUGACCCCAGCGCCCAGCCCUCUAGCCACCGCGGCCAUUCCUGGAACCACCCCAGCCCUGCCCAUGCCAGAUUCUGAGAGUGAGAAGCCCGACUGAGCCCAGGCAGGCCAGCCCGACCCCGACGCCAGGCCCCGUGUCGUCACACGUGGAGAAGGCGAGUCCACGCCUCGUGUCCAGUUCACGCUGUUUUGUAACCACUUUCUAAGCAUUUUUUACUCACAACUGGAAACACAAACAUAAUACAAGAAUAAAGAAUAUUUUGGGGGAAAA